AAUGAGGAACGGCAUCAUGGAGAUAUCUGCAGCACUACUAUUACUGGUGUUAUUAACUUCUCUGACAAACACUGGAAUUGGAAUCGAACCAUCGCCACACAUCAUGAAUUCUAUAAAGUACAAGAUACCUGAAAAACAGCCUUAUCGAACUUCUUAUCACUUUCAGCCCCCACAUAAUUGGAUGAACGAUCCAAAUGGACCAAUGUACUACAAAGGAGUUUACCAUCUUUUUUACCAACAUAACCCUUAUGCAGCGACCUUUGGCGAUAGUAUAGUAUGGGCUCACUCUGUAUCCUAUGAUCUCAUCAAUUGGAUUCAUCUGAACAUAGCUAUUGAACCAAGUGAGCCAUAUGACAUUAAUAGCUGCUGGUCUGGCUCGGCCACAAUCCUUCCAGAUGAUAAGCCUGUUAUCAUGUAUACUGGGAUUGCUAAAAACAAUUAUCAAGUUCAGAACUUGGCUAUGCCAAAGAAUCUAUCAGAUCCUUUCUUAAGGGAAUGGGUCAAACACACUCAAAACGCCAUUAUAACUCCACCUAGUGGAGUUGAAGUGGACAAUUUCAGAGACCCAUCAACUGCUUGGCAGGGAAGGGAUGGAAAAUGGAGGGUACUCAUUUGUGCUCAAAAGGGUGAUGAAGGGAAAGCGAUUCUUUACCGAAGUGAGGAUUUUGUUAAUUGGAAGGUAGAUCCUAAUCCAUUUUAUGCAUCAGAUGGUACUGGGGUAUGCGAAUGCCCAGAUUUCUUUCCUGUGUCCACCAAUGGCACAACUGGGGUCGAUACAUCUGUCCAAAAUUCAAGUGUUAGACAUGUCAUGAAGAUAGGGUACUUAAGAAGACAGCAUGACUACUAUUUUCUGGGUACAUAUUUCCCUGAUCAGGAAAAAUUUAUUGCUGAUACUGAAUUUAUUGGAACUAGUUUGGACUUAAGGUACGACUAUGGUAAAUUUUAUGCUUCCAAGACAUUUUUUGACUAUGCCAAGAACAGGAGGAUAUUGUGGGGCUGGGUAAACGAAUCUGACACUGCACAAGAUGAUAUUAUGAAAGGAUGGGCUGGUUUACAGGCCAUUCCGAGACAAGUUUGGCUUGAUAAUAAAACUGGAAAGCGAUUGAUACAGUGGCCAAUUGAAGAAGUAGAAAAACUGCGUGGCAAGAAAAAAAGUAUUAACGGAGAGAAACUUGUGAGUGGAUCAAUUCUUGAAGUUUCAGGUAUCACUGCUUCACAGGCUGAUGUAGAAGUAGUGUUUGAGCUAACCGAAGUAGAAAGUGCCGAGUCAUUAGAUGCUACUGAGGUUGAUCCCCAACUACUCUGUAGUGAAGAGUAUGCAUCAAGAAGUGGCAUAAUAGGGCCAUUUGGUUUAUCAGCUUUGGCUUCAGACGACCUAAGAGAGCAGACUGCAGUGUUCUUUCGAAUAUAUAAAGUUCCCAACAAAUAUAUAGGCCUAAUGUGCAGUGACCAGAGCAGGUCUUCAUUGCGGAAGGACCUUGAUAAAACGACAUAUGGAACUUUCUUUGACUUUGAUCCCAACAUCAAAAGGAUUUCACUCAGAAGCUUGAUUGACCACUCCAUUAUUGAGAGUUUUGGGGAGGGAGGGAGAGUUUGUAUCACCAGCAGAGUUUAUCCCUCGUUAGCUGUUGGCAAAGACGCCCAUCUAUUUGUGUUUAACAAUGGGACCCGAAGUGUAGUGAUCUCGAAACUGAAUGCUUGGUGCAUGAAGAAAGCGGAGAUUGGCCAUAACAAAGCUAUAAGUUAUGGCCUGUAGCUGAACAGGAUUAAGAAAUUAUGAACAGCAGUUGCAUCGUGGGGCAUAAUUAUGUUAAUUAUGUUCAAGUUCUUUGACAUCUGAGUAAUAGAAAAGAGUUAAUUAUGUUAAAGGGCCUAAUGCCCUUUGUUAACUAGACAGAAUAUAUGCAAGUAGA
Molecule: messenger RNA, 1913 nt
Organism: Gastrolobium bilobum
Lineage: Eukaryota; Viridiplantae; Streptophyta; Magnoliopsida; Fabales; Fabaceae
Product: fructan 6-exohydrolase-like
Exons: 7
Coding region: 2-1756 (584 amino acids)
Biological process (GO): carbohydrate metabolic process
Molecular function (GO): hydrolase activity, hydrolyzing O-glycosyl compounds
Source: RefSeq, a predicted model, not a curated record